UAGCACGUGUCGAGAGUCAACAGGAAACUUUAACUGAUUAUAUCGCGUAAGGAAGCCUCAAAUUGCAAAAUGUACAAAACUUUUUGAUUUAUAAAUAUAUUAGAAAUGAUAUUAUAACUUAGAAAAUUAAUAUAAACCAUUCUUCAAGUAAUUGGAAGCACAAUUUCUAUAUAAUGGUCUUUAGCAACAAAUCCAUCUUGAAAUUUCACAUGAACUCAGGUCGUCGAUUUCUCAUGUAAAGAUACUUCUCUUACAAUGCAUAUCUUCUAGAUUUCUUUUUAAUAAAUAUGGCACGUACACCAAUUAGACGUCAUCUUAAUAUUGAGAUUGCACCCAAGGUUUCCGAACAUGUAUUUCCACACAAUUUACAAAUGUACUCUGUACUACCAUCUGGAGAGAUUAAAUUAGAAGAAUUACAGCAGUGGUGUGUUGAUAGACUAAACGUUUUGAAAUUAGUAGAGAAGAUAUCAAAUCAAAAUAAAAUAAAAGCAUCCAAAGAUUAUGUAGCUAUAUUGAUUGAACAAUUGGUAAAUAACGAGCUUCAUAAUUUUGAAAAACUUGUGUGUCUGCAUAACUUUAAGUCUGAGGGAGAGACAGAACAGUAUUUAAGAAGAAAUGAUUGCAUAUCACACUUAAUAUUAAGGUCUGCAUUCUCCUUUGAACAUGAAAAGAGAUUAUGGUUCUUCAGACAAGAGUUAAAAUUGUUCAGGUGGAGGUUGUCUUUGUUGGAUAAAGAUAACAUAAAAGCAUUUAUUUGCACUAAUGGAUUGCAAUACGAUGCUAUCUCGGAAGAAGAAAAAGAAAAUAUCAUUGAAGAUGUAAAAAUAUCUUAUGACACUGAACAUAUUGACAAUAUAAAUGUUUAUAAAGUACAUUUUACUAGAGUAAUAAAUGCAGUCAAGAAACGAAAAAUAUUUUUAAAGGAUGGCAUGGCUUAUGUACCAGAAACAAAAAUGCCUUGGCUCAUUAUUCCAGAAUUUAAAAAGAAAUUAAAUGAGGGAUUUGCAUAUUCACGAGAGGUUGUAGCAAAUGUUUAUGGUGAUGAAAGAUUAUCGAAAAUUUUUAGUGUACUUUCAAGUUGUAUUAGUAUUAGAAACUUUGAGAGUAAUAACCUCAGACAAGUAUCUAUUGGUGAACUAGAUGAGUUGUCAACAACAUCUUACCCAUUGUGCAUGAGAGUUCUUCAUGAAGCAUUGAAAGAAAAUCAUCACCUUACAAAUGGUGGUAGAGUUCAGUAUAUCCUAUUCCUUAAAGGAAUAGGACUGAGUUUGAAUGAUGCAUUAGAAUUUAUGAAAAAUGAAUUUACGAAAAAAAUCGACGAAAAUACUUUUCGAAAAAAGUAUAGGUACAAUGUACGGCAUCUAUAUGGACAAGAAGGAAAACGAGCGAAUUACGAACCUUUUCACUGUAUUAAAAUACAGAAUUCAUCUAUCGGGGUUCGAGAUAAGCAUGGCUGUCCAUUCAAGUGUAUGUCACCUGAUGUACUUAAGAAUACACUGCACAAAAGUGGAUUAAUUUCGUCAGAUAGAGAAUCAGUAAUACAACUCUCACGAGGAGGAUAUUAUCUUGAAGCAUUCGUAAUACAUUUGAAAGUGCUUAUUCAGAUAGCGAAGACUAAAUGUACCAACAGUUCUUAAAGAAGAAAAGAGCAAUAUAGUGAACUAUUAAUGAUCUACAAAUAUUUUUUUACUUUUAUAUGUUAAAUAAAUUUAUGUGUGUACUGUU
Molecule: messenger RNA, 1725 nt
Organism: Hylaeus anthracinus
Lineage: Eukaryota; Metazoa; Arthropoda; Insecta; Hymenoptera; Colletidae
Product: DNA primase large subunit-like
Exons: 8
Coding region: 288-1637 (449 amino acids)
Biological process (GO): DNA replication, synthesis of primer
Cellular component (GO): alpha DNA polymerase:primase complex
Source: RefSeq, a predicted model, not a curated record